AUGGAAAUAGGUAGAGGAAGUAUUGGCAGCUUCAUCUUCAUUAGCAUUAUAGUUUUACUCUACUUUUAUUUUAAUCGACGUAUAAUACCUAUCUGCUCCAUAGAAGAAUUUACGGUUUUCGCCCUCCAAGAAAAACCCACAAAUUCCACCCUUCAAACCAACAACACUAUCCAUUUUGAUCUUAAGGUCAAAAACAAAAAAUCUAUCCUCUUAGGAAUUUACUACGACGCUCUUAAACUUACGUUCUUUUAUAAACGUAACAUCCAUAGCUUCCCUAUUGAAAUCGGAGAUGCUAAUUUUCGCCCCUUCUUCUUACGUAAUUCUAAGAGUCAUUCUAUGAGUACUAAUCGUACGGGGAGUAUUGAUGUUAGAGGGGUAAAAUGGGAAAAUGAUACCGUGGUGUCGUCUCAGGUGGUUUUUAGGGUGGAGUUGCUAACAAAGUAUAGGUACAAGAGACUAUUGUGGACGUCUGGUCGAUACCAUUUGUUGGUAGGAGCUGAUUUGGAAGUUAAUAAUGAGGGUAGUUUGGUAAAUAAUAAGGGAGUUAAACUUAAGUCUAAAGCGGGAAGAAAUAGUAAUGUUCGUUUUGAGCUUAUGGGUAUUUUGGGUAUUUUGAUCUUCAUUCUUUCUCGGUAGUUUUAUAUCUUAUAUUAUAUAGGGUAGGGAUCAAAUAAGAAUUUUCUUAAAAUGAGAAGGAUGAAAGAUACAUAAGUUUUUUUUACUAAUCAUGCAUAUUAUUUUCACUAAAUGUGCAUAAUUGAUUUUUAUAAUAAUUGAUUUUUUUUUUAUUUGAGUAUUCUUGGAAAAAACGAAAUUGUGCGCAUUACGUCUAAAAAUAUAUGCAUGUAAAAUUUGAGUCAAUUUUUUUUAUAUACACAUUUAGUUCAAAAAAAGAAAAUGUGUCAUUUUUUAAGUCACAUAGAGGUCAACGUCAGAGAAAAAAGUCAAUUAUCGUCAGAUUAUGAUCUUAAGACAAAUUUUCAUACUCCAUAUUGCUUUUUAUUGAAUAUACUUAUGAAUCAACAAAACUUGUAACGAAAUACUUGAAUAUACUA
This is a messenger RNA of Chenopodium quinoa (quinoa), 1055 nucleotides long. RefSeq names its product protein NDR1-like. The transcript has a single exon. The coding region runs from base 1 to 636 and encodes 211 amino acids. Lineage: Eukaryota; Viridiplantae; Streptophyta; Magnoliopsida; Caryophyllales; Amaranthaceae. The record is from RefSeq and is a predicted model, not a curated record. Gene Ontology annotation, biological process: defense response to other organism.